Pecten maximus is the source of this 427-nucleotide messenger RNA. Its product is annotated as L-rhamnose-binding lectin ELEL-1-like. The record is from RefSeq and is a predicted model, not a curated record. The transcript has 2 exons. NCBI's taxonomy places the organism in Eukaryota, Metazoa, Mollusca, Bivalvia, Pectinida, Pectinidae. Bases 16 to 384 code for a protein of 122 amino acids. Gene Ontology annotation, molecular function: carbohydrate binding.
CCACCUGAUAUCACAAUGAGAUCCAGUCUAGUUCUGUUAACGCUCGCUAUAGCGAUCACAGUGGUCCAUUGUGUUCCGAACAUAAGGGAAAAGACAACAUGUGAAAAUAAGUCAGCUUAUUUGAAAUGCAGUCGUGGAUACACCCUCACCAUUAUAACGGCCAGAUAUGGCCGAAGUGACCAUGCUACGUGUCCGAGUAAGAAGAUUCGAACCACCUAUUGCUCCUCAUCAAAGUCUCUCAAUGUGGUCAAACGCUCGUGUAACGGGCUUCAAUCAUGUAAAGUACGUGCGUCCAACAAGGUGUUCGGGGAUCCCUGUCGAGGAACAUACAAGUACCUUAGUGUUCGAUAUGUGUGCAAGAAAACCGCACCGGCAGGUAAGUAAUAUACUUAGUGACCACGUGACUGGUGGAAAUGCACGUGCUUAU